This is a messenger RNA of Daucus carota subsp. sativus, 4264 nucleotides long. RefSeq lists its product as uncharacterized. The coding region runs from base 1548 to 4025 and encodes 825 amino acids. The transcript is spliced from 20 exons. NCBI's taxonomy places the organism in Eukaryota, Viridiplantae, Streptophyta, Magnoliopsida, Apiales, Apiaceae. The record is from RefSeq and is a predicted model, not a curated record.
ACCAGAUAAGUAUAACAUAUUGGACAUGUUAUUUUGUAUGUGUGUAUAUAUGCCAGAACUCAUAUAUAAACUAUUUAUGAUACAAAUAUAUAAACAAUUACGGAAUAUUUGAAUCUAAUCACUAAACCCCCACCCACGAGUAUAUUUUAAUGAUUGCUGGAGUUAUAUUUGAUGAUUAUCGGCCAUUCAAAUCCAUCCAACCAACCUAUUGUAUGCUUUGCUGCUACCAGAUCACUGCAACUCAUGGUUGCCUCACCUCCUUCGUCAUCGCCAAUCCCUGACGCCGCACCCACCCCAACAUCAUCGCUGCUCCACCUUAUAUAGUUAUGAAUAGAUCAGUUAUUGCCUUUCUAUCGAUGAAAUCGUUGGUGAUCGGAAGCGAUAGCCAGAAAUUAAAAUGAAUGGUGGCGGUGAUUGGAUGUGAUAAUGAUGGUGACGUGAUCAGAUAUAUGUAUAUAUUUCUUGAAUUAAAAACUGAUAAUAACCGAAUAAUAUUGUCAUAAUCACUGAUUUGUACAUUUUUACCAUAAUGAGUUUGUACUAGAGUGUCUAUAUAUCACGCUCAAUAUAACAUAAAUAAUGAUCAACAUUAUCAUUUUAUCAUCAAUUAUCACUCGUCAAAGAACUAUAGAUGACAACAUUACCAUUAGUUAUCGACUCGCCAAAAAACCAUAGACAUAGACAAUAAAUAUGAAUGAAUUAGUUACUCAUUAUCAAAAAAAUAAUAAUUUUGAGAAUAAUUUUAAAACGGGAUAUUUUUAUACAACUAUGUUAAAAUUAUGGUAAUUUUACAUUUUUUUCUCCAGGUUCUCCCCUGUUUACAAUAUAUUCGGAGACACUGAACCGACGCAUUUUCAUGCUGUUUCACUGCAAUUCAAGUUUGCUAUUCAACCGUACGCUAGCCUAAAUUUAUAUCAAUCAUCUUGAGCGUAAAUGCUGUUUUAAAAUUUCAAAUUUCCACCGUAAUUGCUGAUUGAUCUGGAACCUGAUUUUGGUGCGUUAUUCGCUAGUUAUGUCGCGCCUUGAUACUGUUCGAUGAAUUGUCUAAUCGAAAACAAAAUAUAUGCAUGUAUAUGAAAAUGUAAAAGAACUGAGUUUAGGAUCUAAUUGCACAUUCCGAGUCUAUACUGAGAAAUUGCUAGGUAUAAACAACGGUUCGACUUGUACUAGUGAUUAUGACUCUUUACUGCUAGUGCUGCAAUAUGAUUAUUUCGGAAUUGCACCGAACAUUAUAAUUUCAAAUAUUUCUGCAUCAAUAUGUUAUCUAGUUUUAAGCAUCAUUGCAUUUGUGUUUUUUGCAAUAUAAUUGUCGAUUUUUUGUUAUCUGCUACAUUUUUCUUCAACAAAAAUUAUGGCUAGAGUAUCGGAAAUGGUGCUGUUAUCCUUUGGAUUUUGUCAAUAAAUUUAGGUCAAGGCGUAUUUUCUAGGUGAACUUCAGAAAUGCAGUGACAGAUUGCAGCACUGGUAGUAAAGAGGCAUGACUGUGAUUAAAAGCAUCAGUUCCCUAUGAUUUUCGAAUUUACUACUAUAGGAAUUUAUAUCUCAUAAUGUUGCAGUGGAUGGGAGGAUCAAGACGGAAAGUGACAGCGUCAAGGAAAUCAACGCACAAGAGGCAAAAGCAGUAUUUUGAGCAAAGAAAGCAACAGCAGCACCAAGAGUCAGCCUGGAAAGAUGGUUCUUCUGACAUAACAAAUACAUGCACUCAACGUUCUACAAAUAGUCAAUCAUUGGAUAUCCUUAGUUUGAGAGAUCUGAAAACUGUUGAUCAGGAACAUAGAUCUUCUUUCCACGAUGCAAAAGACAUCUUGGAUGGCAACAUUUUGACUUUGGACUCUCGGACUACACCAGAGCUCCCAAAGAUGCAUACUUCGCAAGUAGCUUCAGCUGAUCGGACUGAAAGUGGAGGAGAGUCCUACCAAUUGAAGACAGUGGACCCAGAAAGGGCAUCUAUGAAUUUUCAAGGCAGUCACGACAAAGAUUCAAGUGGAAGUGGAAAAGCCGAAUCAUUAGAGAUGCCUAAUGACCUGCGGCUAUCUGUUCUUGAUUUACUUGGUGAUGAUGGACCUAAUAGCAAUUUAGAAGGAGAUUCGCUACAUGAAACUCAUGUUGCUUUUUCCGUCGAAGGUCUAGGUAAAGUUGGAAUGGAAACACCGGUUCAUUCACCACACCGGCCUAUCAGCAGAGACUUCCCCUAUGGUUGCUCAUUGUCAUCAAGAGUUACAGAAAAUACUCAUUCAGCUAAAAACUUUAUGAGCAGGCAGGAUGACUUUGGAGCAGAAGCGAUGCAGGACUAUAUGGGUGAAGAUGAUGACAUUUCGUACCAUGGAAGCAAGUUACCUUCAAGCUUAAUGAUGGAUUCCUUUAGUUACUUUGAACACGAGAAAGUGACAGGCAAAGGGCGCUUACAGAUUAUCGAUAAGGGUUCCUAUUCAAAUAAUAUCGUUGGAACUGAAUACAUCUUCAACAAUGAAUACGGAAAUGAUAAGAUGUGGGAUGAGAGCUGUACCUUACCAGACAAUGACUUCCUUUUUAAGAGGAAGUGUCAAUCAUCUUGGAAGACCCGGCCUUAUCAAAGAAAUUCAAACUCUCCAGAUUAUUUCAAUUUCGAAAAUCAUGUAGAGAAUGACUUUGCAUUUCAAGGCACUAGCAUAAAUACGAGCAGGGGGUGCACAGGGGGAAUGCAUAUAUUCGAUAACUUCGAUCCAAUAACUCCUUAUGCCAAGCACCAACUACCUGAAAAUCAUCCUGACUUUACUAAUCCAAAAGGAACCUGGUUUCCAAAUCUGCAGAGAACUACUUCUGUUAGAUCGGUAAUCAACCAACCAGCUUGGUCUUCCUUUGAAAGUGAAGAUGAAAGAGAGAAUCUGAGUUUUCUGAGUGAAGAUUUCUGCUCAUCCAGUUCAGGUUGGUACAAAUCAAGUGGUAUCCCGCAGUUUGAUUUAUUGGGAAAAAAAACUAGAGCACAUGGCUCAGAAUAUCGCAGCCCAGUUAGGAGGAAUAGAUAUUGCCAUGAAUUAGACUGCAAAAAGCAGGAAUCAGAAAAUUGUCCAAUACCAACAGCGAAUUUCCAGAAAAGAAAAGGUCCACAUGAGAAAUGGCUGUUUGAGGAUGAAGAUGUUACUGGCAGUAAAAUUUCAGGUUUGGGAUCUUUUUGCCAAACUUCAGGUUUUGAAGAUAGUCAGCCCUCAAGUUUCCAGCAAUGGAAUGAAGAUCUUUAUAAUGUAGAUUCGGUCCCCGAAAUACAAGUCGAUGCCACAUCAUUUUCUGAAAGUCCUUGUGGUGAUUUUCAAGCUAAACGUUCUCCCUUUUGCUUGGAGAAACUGGAAUGCUGCAAACCUAAAAAUUGUAAGCACUCUAGUGAAACCAGUUUCCUCACCAAAACUAGCUCCAGGUCAGUCAAGUCAACUUCAUCUCCAGUAUUUGGUGUAGGAGGUAAUACUAGGUAUCCUGUCAGGGGUAUUGUUUGUCGGGAUGAGAUUCCACAGUGUGAAAGAAAUUGCCUAAAUAGGCAAAAUGAGUUGGAACUCUCAGAGCCCAGUACUGGCAAACCUGAGCAUCACGAAGAUGCUUGUGAUGGGAGUAAUUGUUUGUCCUCAGAGAAUAAAAAUGCUGGGGAUGACUUGGAUGCUGGAGAUAGUUGCAGUCAUUUUAAUGUUGGAAAAGAUAAAAGUCAAGAAAUGGAGUGUCUGAGAGAAACAUGUUUUCCAGAACAAGCAGAAUAUGUAUCAUCAAUUAAGAUCUUGGAGGCACCGGACAGUACUGAGAGUGAUCUUGAGGGGCAAAUGAAGGAGGAUGAUACUGUCUCCAGCUAUCAUAAGAAUGUCCAAACUCAUUUAUCUCAAAACAAAUGUGAAGAUAUAGAAGAGUCAGUACCCAAAGAGAGAAAUAUGGAGAGUAUGAAGAAAAAGAACAUCACCGAUUCAUCUUCGCAGGGGAUGGUGCUUGAAAGCUUUGCAAUUCAACUUCUGUCUGUGCAUGUGCUAAAGGAAGCAUCCAACUGGGGGAUUGGGAACAAGGAAAACUGAUGCAGUUGCUAAAGAAGAGCACUUUCAGCUGUUAUUGCUCAUGAGUUGAGCUUAUCUAUCGAGAAAUCUACUGCAGAAACAUUAUGUUCCCUCCCUGCCGGGCAACUGCUAGAAUGGCGAAGGCAGAGUAAAUUUAGUCGAUCAAUUACUGUGUUAGAAUAGUAUGAUACCAGCAAUCAAACUUGUGCGCCACACUUGUGACCACUAUAUUUUUUUAACUUGUUGCCAAUUUACUUCGA